Solanum dulcamara is the source of this 1732-nucleotide messenger RNA. RefSeq lists its product as uncharacterized. The record is from RefSeq and is a predicted model, not a curated record. Lineage: Eukaryota; Viridiplantae; Streptophyta; Magnoliopsida; Solanales; Solanaceae. The coding region runs from base 405 to 1346 and encodes 313 amino acids. The transcript has a single exon.
CAAACAAAAAGGAUCCCUUUCAAAAUUUCAAAAAAUAUCGCAGCCAAAUCCAUACACUUAUUUUAUAAUACAAUCUAUUUAAAUUAAUACCAUUCAAAUGCAUGCAUUGUUAAAUUAAAAGUAGUCCCCACCAUCAUCCUCACUCUUCCCAAGUAGUAACUCAGAAGCCCAACUUUAUUUUUCUCCACAAUAAUCAUUUGAUAGGCAGAGAAAAGACUUAAAAAAGCUCCACGCUCUGCUAAAAAAAGGCCGGCUUUAUUUGCACCCAAAUAGUAUUCUUGACUUAUAAACAAGAAACGAACAAUUUUCUAUUGUCGCCUGCAAGCUUAUUCCUUCACCUCCCAUUUGUCUCCCUCUUUAUAACUGUCCUCUUUCAACAUCGACCAAAAGAAGAACAAGAAAAAAUGAUGAAAAUUACGACGGAAAGCGAAGAAAUUGUUCUCCUAAAAGAACAAGAAAAGGAAUUAGAAGAAGACGAAGACGGCGAAGAAGAAGAAGCAUUAUCACUGUGUGAUCUUCCGAACAAUGAAGAGAACCAAACGAAGAAAGAAGCUUCUAGAAGUACUAGUGAAGAAGCCGCCCAAUUAGAAGAUUUUGAUUUUAACUCUUCUGGUGGUAAUUUGUUGAAAGGAUCAGAGAUGUGUACGGCAGAUGAAAUUUUCUACAAAGGCCGAAUAUUGCCUCUCCGUCAUUCAAUUAGUUUGCCAAGUGAUCGGCGCAAUUGUCAUGACACAAAUUCAAGUAGUAGAAGUAGCAGUAUUCGAAGCCAACGUUCAUCUAGCAGUGGCAGUUCUUCUAAUUUCAACACGAAAUACAUGCCUAAGAUUCGAAAUCAAUUUCAUUCACAUCCUAGUCCAACACCUCAGGUUCGAUUUUCUAAAGUUAAUAUUCAAUCAAAUGUCAACAAUUCAACUCGAAAAUCAGCAUUGUGGAGUCUUUUUCGUGUUGGUCUAGUGACUCCACCAGAAAUUGCAUUACAAGAUCUGAAAAACAGAGGAAACAGAGAUAUUUCCGGAAGUCGAAAUAGCACCAGCAGUAGCAGCAGCGGCAGCUUCAGCAAUAAUGAUAAUAGAAUGAAAAUUAUACUAAGCAAGAAAAAGAAACAGAGAUUUUCACUUGGCAGCUGCAAAUGUUCAGCAAAUGCAGUAGAAACAGUUCCUAUCGUGAACAGUAGAAGUACAAUUAAGAAAAUAAGAAAAGCCACCGGGGACCAUGAACAUGAAGAUGAAGAUAAGAAGAAUUCAUCAGAGAAUAUCAAAGCGACAAAAAAACAAGCAAUGUCGCGUCAUCGAACGUUUGAGUGGUUAAAGCAACUUUCACUAGAAGGUCCAUCAGAUGAAACAUAAAGAUUUCAAAGCAUCACGCAUGCUUAGCUUGUUUUUUUUUUCCUUCUUUUAAGUAAUGUUGACUUCUUCUUUUUUUUGUUGUUGUUGCUUUUUUUUUGCGUAGUGAAAUCAUGAAGUUAAUUAAUUGAGGACGCAAUUAUAAUGUAAAAAGAACAAAAAAAAAAGUAAAUUAAAGCUAAGGUGUUUGAUGUGAAUUGUGAUUAAAUAAUGACCAUUAUUUUUUGUCUUUGAGUAAAAUUAAUAAUUGAAGAUGGGAAGGCCGUGAUGAGUGGAAAGCUGUGAGUUGUAGUGAAUAGAUGUGGGAAUUUUGUGGCGUGGUUGAUGAUGCUAUUGCUCGUCAUGAUUAAAGUGUGAACUUUCAUGAAAUUGUUUUACUACUUUUUCUA